Molecule: messenger RNA, 1311 nt
Organism: Suncus etruscus (white-toothed pygmy shrew)
Lineage: Eukaryota; Metazoa; Chordata; Mammalia; Eulipotyphla; Soricidae
Gene: CCR9
Product: C-C motif chemokine receptor 9
Exons: 3
Coding region: 1-1311 (436 amino acids)
Biological process (GO): immune response; chemotaxis; G protein-coupled receptor signaling pathway
Cellular component (GO): membrane
Molecular function (GO): C-C chemokine receptor activity
Source: RefSeq, a predicted model, not a curated record
AUGGUUUCCUACACCAGCACCAGGAACAUAACUUUUUCCAAGGAAAGCCCUGCUACAGCCGUGGCACUGACUUACUUCGAAGAUAAUUUUUAUGUCACCCUGACAACUGGGCAGCAGCAACAGUCUGCUUUUAGGAAAAAACUCUUUGCAAUGCUACCUGAUGAGUUUUGGGAUUGGAAGGGGCAAGUGUUCCAUGCUUCUACCAUCACACAGGACUUCCAAAAGAGCUAUAUACCCGAUGGAUUUAAUGAUUAUUAUUCCACGGAUGCAUAUCCUGAGGAAGAUUACCUGAAUUACAAUGGCAAUGACUAUUUUUGCAGCAAAGACAAUGUCAGGAAAUUUGCAAGCUACUUCCUCCCACCCUUGUACUCACUUGUGUUCUUCGUGGGCAUCUUGGGCAACAGUCUUGUCAUCCUGGUCUAUUGUUACUGCACAAGAUUGAAGACUAUGACGGACAUGUUUCUUUUGAAUUUGGCCAUUGCUGACCUGCUCUUUCUUGUCACUCUACCUUUCUGGGCCACUGCUGCUGUUGAAGGGUGGAAGUUUAAGACCUUUGCUUGCAAAGUGGUCAAUAGCAUGUACAAGAUGAAUUUCUACAGCUGUGUCCUGUUGAUCAUGUGCAUCAGUGUGGACAGAUACAUUGCCAUUGCUCGGGCUAUGAAAGCACAGAGUUGGAGGCAGAAAAGACUACUGUAUAGCAAGGUAGUUUGUUUGGCUGUCUGGGUAUUAGCAACUGUACUCUGCAUUCCUGAGAUCCUGUACAGUCAAAUCAAGGAGAAGGCUAACAUGACCAUCUGCACCAUGAUUUAUCCUGGAGACAAUAGUUCUAAACUGAAGCCUUCUUUUUUGACCCUGAAGGUCAUCCUAGGGUUUUUCCUUCCUUUUGUGGUCAUGGCUUGCUGCUAUAUGCUUACAAUACAUACUCUCAUACAAGCCAAGAAUUCAUCCAAGCAUAAGGCUCUCAAGGUGACCAUCACUGUCCUUACUGUCUUCAUCUUGUCUAAUUUCCCUUACAACUGUGUUCUUUUGGUACAGACCAUUGAUGCCUACAACAAAUUCCUUUCCAACUGUGAUAUUUCCACCAGAAUUGAUAUCUGCCUUCAGGUCACCCAAAGCAUUGCCUUUGUCCACAGUUGCCUGAAUCCUGUUCUUUAUGUUUUUGUGGGUGAAAAAUUUCGUCGAGAUCUUGUAAAAACCCUGAAAAAUUUAGGUUGCAUCAGCCAGGCUCAGUGGGUCUCUUUUACAAGACGAGAGGGAAGCUUGAAGCUUUCUUCCACAUCAGUGGAAACAACAUCAGGGACACUCUACUGA